This is a messenger RNA of Leishmania braziliensis MHOM/BR/75/M2904, 1362 nucleotides long. RefSeq lists its product as hypothetical. The transcript has a single exon. The record is from RefSeq and is a predicted model, not a curated record. NCBI's taxonomy places the organism in Eukaryota, Euglenozoa, Kinetoplastea, Trypanosomatida, Trypanosomatidae. The coding region runs from base 1 to 1362 and encodes 453 amino acids.
AUGAGCACCAUGCUAGCGAUUUAUCGGCACAGCUUCCCCAAGCGGCUGCGCUUCGACAGGGCGAGUCAGCUGCUCUACGCCCAAUGCUACUCGAUCAACAAGCGGUACAGGGGCAGAAAGUACAUUCCGCGCAAAGUCAUACGCGAUGUGUUGGACAGCUACGUCCCCAUGCCAGGCGCACCAUGGCUACAGCUGCCGAUUGUGCGCCACGUCCUGCUGAUCCGCCUCAUCAACGGCAUUCGUGGGCUGCAAGGUGGAAAGUCGUGGCUCUACAACCGUAGUGUGGAGGAGGAGCACCGCAAGAUAGCGGAGUGGCUCGGCAAGGCAGCGAAGACGUUCCCUGCUCACCGCGGCACCUUCGUUGCCCACGCGUCGACCUCGUCGAGGCAAGGCAGUGCUGCCGCACAAGCCAUGCUGGAAGCCGUGGUGGAGCGCGAACAAUUCGAAAGGGAGGUCCUGCGGAAUUUUCACGUGGCAACCAUGUACCAGCGCACGAUGCGCCUGGGCUUUCUGCUGGUUGUGGUGCUGUGCUGCCUCGUGUACGCCUCGCUUCACACGGACAACCUCGUGUACUGGUACUUCCGCUACUGGCGGCGCUACCGCCGGCGCGAGAUCAUGGAAUACUUCCGUGGCAUCACCCUGCUACACACCGUGGCGGAGGUGCCACCAGCAUACGCUAGCCUCUUGCCACCGCCGUGCGUGCGGUACAACGACGCCGCAGGGGACGCCUGCUACGCGGUGAACAUGGUUGAGAUGGUGCUGCCGCAGCACAGCGUCACCGUCAUUGUCAUUCCGUGUCCGCAGGCCGGCGAGAGAGUGUUCUUUGCUCAAGUCGGAUCCAUCGCGGAGGUCUGUGACGGCAUCAUCAUGGAGGGCGUCAGCUUCGACAAGAUCGACAAACUCGUACCAGCAGCCUUCUUCCCGCUCAAGAGCAACACGUUCCCUGCACUUGGGCUGCAUCACCGCUUCCUCGACAUAUUGCGCAACAGCUCUGCGGAGCCGCCGAUGCUGUAUCCGGCAGGCGCUGAUGUGGGGUGGGGAGCCACCAUUAUGCGAGCUGUCAUCCCGUAUGAGCUCCGCUGCAUCUACAACCCUACGGAGUUGUCGGCAACGAAGGGUGAGGCACAGAUUGGCUGGGGCCAUGUGCGACAGGUGGUGGAGGAGAUGAUUGCGGACGCGGCCGCGCAAGGGGGUGGUGAGAAGCGCGUGCUUUGUCUGCCGUGGACUCUAAACCAAAUCGUCAACAUCGAGGCUAGUCUUGUGAAGUACGGCUUCAAGGUGCGCAACGUGUACCGGUUGCACUGGCAGCGAGAGGAUCACAUAGGCGAGCAUUUCUGCGACUACUUCUCCAUCCCUGACUGA